GACAUUGACAUUUAUUUCAUUUUUCAUUAAUUUUGCGAAAACGUAUAAGGGAACAUAAAGAAACUGGUUUUAUAAAUACCACUGACUAUAUAAAUCGAAUUCAAAUUUAAUUUAAAAAUGUCUAAUUCGUUAAGAUUUACUAAUUUAAUCAACCGACAUUUAAAUCGAACAUUCAGCUCUACUUCUGUUUGCAACACGAAAGCCUGGCGCGUCUCCCAGGGUCUGCCAGUAAACCGUAACGCCGAAGGUAUCUUAACUGAUGGUCCAGACUACACAUUUUUGGACGGGAGACCUACUCCUCUUCUCCAUAAACAGAAGCAAAGGAUGUUAAAACAGCGGGAAUAUGCAUCUCAAAUAGUUCAGAUGAGUGCCGAGCUAGACUUUGCCAAGGACCGGUACCAGAAAAAUCUGCAGACUGCAGCGGCUGAGAGGCAAAAAGUCAUAGACAACAGACUCAAACCAAAAGGAAAAGCCCUGUAUAAGAAAACAACAUAAUGUUACCUAGUUAGAUUUUUAGUUUUAAAUAAAUAAUUGUUAGUUAUU
This is a messenger RNA of Plodia interpunctella (Indianmeal moth), 543 nucleotides long. It is a transcript of the gene mRpL52, whose product is annotated as mitochondrial ribosomal protein L52. Gene Ontology annotation, biological process: mitochondrial translation. The record is from RefSeq and is a predicted model, not a curated record. The transcript is spliced from 3 exons. Bases 118 to 495 code for a protein of 125 amino acids. Gene Ontology annotation, molecular function: structural constituent of ribosome. Gene Ontology annotation, cellular component: mitochondrial large ribosomal subunit. NCBI's taxonomy places the organism in Eukaryota, Metazoa, Arthropoda, Insecta, Lepidoptera, Pyralidae.